Molecule: messenger RNA, 333 nt
Organism: Opisthorchis viverrini
Lineage: Eukaryota; Metazoa; Platyhelminthes; Trematoda; Opisthorchiida; Opisthorchiidae
Exons: 1
Coding region: 1-333 (110 amino acids)
Source: RefSeq, a predicted model, not a curated record
AUGAGAACAACCUUGAUUGUCAAAACUCAGCUGCAUAAAUCAGUUCGACCUGGAAGGACUCCUGCACUCGCUAAUGUUCACUCUAACUAUUCACAAGAUGCGCUCCCGAGAUGUCUACCAUGUCGAAACCUACUUGACAAUUCUUCUCGUCAGUUGGUCUUCCGUCUACGUGGUUGUGAUGUUCCGUCCACUCGAUCCGCGAAAAAUAACGCAAUAUUGACCGUUCUCAAUGCUCGUUUGUACACCAUACCAACACAUCCAGCAAACCGAUCCACAAAGCUCUCAGUAAAGUCAAUGCUGGUUAAAAUGGUCGCUUGUGCCCACUCAAAGUAG